Anopheles marshallii is the source of this 669-nucleotide messenger RNA. It is a transcript of the gene Rcd4, whose product is annotated as protein PPP1R35 homolog. The record is from RefSeq and is a predicted model, not a curated record. Bases 1 to 669 code for a protein of 222 amino acids. Lineage: Eukaryota; Metazoa; Arthropoda; Insecta; Diptera; Culicidae. The transcript is spliced from 2 exons.
AUGGGCAAACAUAAGCACGGAAAUCGGAAGCGAUUCCUCUGCAAUGUGGACGUUCCACUGUCCCGCACAACCGCCAGCGUGUUGAAAUCAUCUGACGGCGAGAAUGUUAUUCCACCUCCGCUGAAAUCGAUCCUUAAACCACCCGCCUCAACUGGAUGGCCAUCGGCUGAGCCACCAGCGGCAUCAUCCGCCACGGCAGCACCAUCAACUUCCGAAGCAACAAAAUACAAGCAACCAGAACUACACACUAUGCUCGGUUUAAGCAAAAGGAUUGAAUCGGUUAAAAAAAUGGAAGCUCAACCAAUCACCAACAUGACCCAGCUGACACCCAUCAGUAAAAAACGCGUUAAUACACAGAUAACGAAGCAGUUGAAUCAUCAGUAUGAUCUAGCUGUGUUUAAAAAGCUAGCACCUGUUAAUGUGAACGAUACGGUGUUACUGCCCGCUCCCGGUAGCCGUUCAACCGCCACCGCCAAAUCGAAGUAUUUUUCCAAGGACAAAAAGGACCCGGAACCAACGCUAAGCGACUACUUGCGUCCGAUACCACGCUUUACGAUUGACUUUGUACCGAACGUUCCGACACCAAAUCUGGGCCGCGUUGCUGCAGGGGACUCCUGGAACAACUUCCAAAACAUCGAGUACGUGAUGCGGAUAAUGGAGGAACACUGA